Molecule: messenger RNA, 2152 nt
Organism: Aspergillus ochraceoroseus IBT 24754
Lineage: Eukaryota; Fungi; Ascomycota; Eurotiomycetes; Eurotiales; Aspergillaceae
Exons: 4
Coding region: 443-2071 (542 amino acids)
Biological process (GO): amino acid transmembrane transport
Cellular component (GO): membrane
Molecular function (GO): amino acid transmembrane transporter activity
Source: RefSeq, a predicted model, not a curated record
UAGUCAACCACCAAAGGCUCAACUGUCAAUCAGUCAAGAUAGCACCCUAUAUAGUCACACAGCCAAUACUGCCGUUCCAUGGUAUAAUGAUUUUUUUUAAAACUGGGUGGUUGAGCUGACUAUUCCUUUAGGGGUAGCCGCUAAGGUACGGAGCAGGCCAAAGUCAAACUGGACUCCCUGUAUCCAAGAAUUCGGGUGUUUUUCGUACUGUGGGGGGGAAAAUAUUAUUAAAAAGUCUCGCUUGUGGGCGUCUUUUAUACCAUGUCGAAAUCUCUUUCGAAAUGGCGUGCGCGCGCUUGCUCUCGCCCCCGCUGAUAAAAUGUCACUUUUCCCCUUCUUGUCCAGCUGUGGUUGGGACAGGACGUCUCUGGCUUGACGAAGAGAAGUGGCUACUGUCAUUCGUCUCCUAUUCUCUGACGGUGUGAGAGCAAUACCGCAUCUAAUGAGUGACCCAGAGAUUGUUUCUUCCCAUGGAGAAGGACUAGGCCAUGGCUGGGGAGAAAAGGGCAGAGCGAACUCGACCCAGAUCGUGACCGAUGAGGAGGAUCGCAACCUAACCCGCGGGUUAGCUCAACGCCAUAUUCAAUUAAUCGCGAUAGCUGGUGCUAUAGGAACCGGAUUAUUCCUCGGAUUGGGCUCCUCAAUCGCAACUGGAGGCCCCCUUGGUUCGCUUCUCGGGUACAUCUUCGUCGGCGCCAUUGUUUGCGCCAUUCAGUUCGCAUUAGGAGAAGUCUCUGCGUUCUUUCCCGUGACUGGAUCCUUUGUUCGCCAUGCGGAGAUCUUGAUCGACCCAGCGUAUGGGUUUGCCAUCGGAUGGAACGUGGUCUAUGGCGCCUUCGUCAGCGUGCCCAGUGAAAUCUCCGCUGCGGUGGUGCUGAUCCAGUACUGGACGGAUUUAAACGCAGCGAUCUGGAUUUCAAUCCUGUUAGUGAUAUCGGCGGUUGUCGCUUUCCUCUUUGUGAGAGUCUACGGUGAGGUCGAGUUUGCUCUGGCAAUUCUCAAGAUUCUCCUCGUCGUCGGUGUGAUUUUGAUGGGUCUGGUAAUCGAUCUGGGCGGCGUCUCCGGCCAACCGCGUCUCGGAUUUCACUAUUGGAAGGACCCCGGUCCCUUUGUCGAGUACAUUGCGACUGGCUCGUGGGGCCGAUUCCUGGGUUUCUGGGCUGUCCUAACCAACGCCGUCUACUCCUUUUCCGGCGUGGAGAGCCUGGCUAUGGCCGCAGCAGAAACACAAAAUCCUCGUUAUAAUAUUCCCAAGGCCUGCAAGAAAGUCUUUAUUCGUAUCACCCUUUUCUACCUCUUGGCCGUGUUGAUAGUGGGCAUGCUGGUCAGCAGCCAAGAUCAACGCCUGAACGACGAGAGCGGUACUGCAGCCCAGAGUCCCUUCGUGAUUGCCGCAUCAGACGCCGGUAUCAAGGCCGUGCCGCACAUUAUUAACGCUGUCGUACUGAGCUCUGCGUUCUCCGCGGGCAACCAGAGUAUCCUAGCCGGAACUCGCACUCUGUAUGGUCUGGCCAUCAAGGGCCACGCCCCCAAGAUAUUCCUCCGGACCACAUCCUGGGGUGUGCCUUAUAUGUGUGUCGCCUUGCAAAUUGCCUUUUCAUGCCUUGCCUACCUUACUGUUUCCAACACCGCUCUGACAGUGUUCUACUGGCUGCUUGAUCUGACCGCUGCGGGGGUGCUGGUAUCCUGGGGGACGAUUGCCUUCAACCAUAUCCGCUUACUGCAGGCGUUCAAGAAACAGGGGAUUUCUCCUACGGAGCUCCCAUGGCACAACUGGUGGACCAUUUACUCAUCCUGGGCCGCUUUGGUCUCCUGCAUUAUCCUCCUCCUCACCGGUGGUUUUACUGUCUUCACCCGCGGAAAAUGGGAUCCCGCCAACUUUGUCGCUUCUUACCUUGAUAUCCCCCUAGUCAUCCUGGCAUACCUGGGCUACAAAAUGAUCCGGCGCACCAAGUUCGUCUCUCUGGAAGAGAUCCCGCUGCGCCAGGGCCUCGAAGAAGCACGUAACGACCCCCAUAACUGCCCUCCCCCUAGCAGUAAGUGGUCACGGUUGAAUAUUCUGUGGGGAUAAGUUUGGUUCGGUUGUGCAAGGUGGCUGAAAAAAUCCACUAUACUAGUACGUAUAAAUAUUAAAUAAUGUAACGUUAAUAAU